Molecule: messenger RNA, 1347 nt
Organism: Penicillium canariense
Lineage: Eukaryota; Fungi; Ascomycota; Eurotiomycetes; Eurotiales; Aspergillaceae
Product: putative secretory lipase
Exons: 1
Coding region: 1-1347 (448 amino acids)
Biological process (GO): lipid catabolic process
Molecular function (GO): triacylglycerol lipase activity
Source: RefSeq, a predicted model, not a curated record
AUGAAGUUCCUCUAUUGUCUUGCUACUAUUCUGGUAUCACUCCCUUUGUGUGUACAGGCCCAGGAUUAUACUCGCCCAAACGACCUCAACAUCACAGAGGCUCAAGCCGAAAAAUAUAAUUGCGACGCUCUCUGCCAGGAGAACCUCCAGAAAUAUGAGGGAUUGGACCGUCAAAUCUUUGGCAAUAUUCCCUUCGAUUAUGACUUCUACGCAACUGCGGCAAACUUCACGAGUUCACAGCCCGGGGACUUGUUGAAACUCCAGCAGCAGAAUGAAUCUAUGUAUGACAUCCCACCUGGAACGUCGUUAUGGCUUAUGCAAUACAUAUCUGUCGAUGUUGGCGGAGCGCCGGUCCCAGUGACUGCCUUUAUUGCACUUCCCUACGCGGAGGCUCCAAGAGACAAAGUCCGUCUCGUCGCAUAUGCCCAUGGAACUAUUGGAUUUGUCCCCGCUUGCGCUGCAUCGUCUUCUUACAAUGGAUAUGACUAUCACUCUUGGCAGCUUCUCACAGCUCCCGGAUAUGCUGUGGUUGCUACAGACCAUGCAGGCCUAGGAAAUAAUUAUACUUCCCACAAGUAUGGCAACCCUGUCAUUAACUCUGAGGAUGUUUAUUUCUCGGUCGUUGCUGCUCGGAAAGCCUUUCCGGAAGCCUUUACGACUGAAUGGGCUUCUGUUGGACAUUCUCAAGGAGCUGGAACUGUCUGGGGGCUCAGCGAGAACUCUCGUGUCACUACCACCGAAAGUGGCGAAUACUUGGGCGGAGUUGCCAUCGCUCCUAGUGCCAGAUUGGAUGAUCUCCUCACAGCUUCGCCCAUUGCGAAAGGAUACGGCUUUGGUGACUUCAUCGUGAACAUAUUCAAGGCUCUAGACUUCCCGAUACAACCAAUCGUUCUUACCCCGGCCGCUAUGGACCGUUAUCCGCUCACAUACGAACUCGGACUUUGCGACGUUUCUGCAUCGGAAUUAAAUGUUGACCUACCAAACCAUGGCAUUGUGGACUCCACGCCUGACAUUACUCAACACAAUCAUGAAGCUUAUAUCGCAUUCCAAAACAAGUAUGGCGCAGCUACCGGAAGAAAGGGAUACAAGGCGCUUCUCGUUAUUCAAUCUACCGACGACGAAAUAGUGAAUGUUACUGCUACGGUGAAGGCGUACGAAUACGCGUGCAAGAUAGGAAAUAUCGUUCACCUGAGUUUAUAUUCGGGCCUUAACCAUGAUUCUUCACCCGCCGCCUCAUCUCCAGAGUGGCUUCAAUGGCUUGACAGCAGGUUUAAGGGUGUGAGAUCUGCAGACGCAGAUAAAUGUGUGGUCGAGAAUGUACCUCAGUUGCUCGAUACUUUGGUUUGA